Aspergillus luchuensis is the source of this 1374-nucleotide messenger RNA. It is a transcript of the gene STE3, whose product is annotated as pheromone receptor. Gene Ontology annotation, biological process: G protein-coupled receptor signaling pathway. The record is from RefSeq and is a predicted model, not a curated record. Lineage: Eukaryota; Fungi; Ascomycota; Eurotiomycetes; Eurotiales; Aspergillaceae. The coding region runs from base 1 to 1374 and encodes 457 amino acids. Gene Ontology annotation, molecular function: mating-type factor pheromone receptor activity. Gene Ontology annotation, cellular component: membrane. The transcript is spliced from 3 exons.
AUGGCAUCUUCAGUGGCACCGGGUUCUUCGCAGGCGAUACUCCUUCCGGUUACUGCAUUUGUCUCCGUCCUUCUCAGUAUCAUUCCUCUAGUCCUGCACUGCAAAAACCGAAAUGUUGCAGCGAGCAGCUUGAUCUUAUGGUAUAUCCUACUCAACAUCUUCAAUAUCAUCAACGCUCUGAUAUGGCCGACGGAUGACAUUGAUUCGUGGUGGGACGGCAGGGGACUCUGCGAUAUUGAGGUUAAAGUCAUGAUUGCCAGCUAUGUUGCUAUCCCCGGGACCUUGGUUUGCAUUUUUCGCACCCUGGCACAGGUUUUGGACACGAGUCGCGCAAACCUCGUUCCAACCCAGUCGCAACGUUGGUGGAAUCACGCAGUGGUCCUUUCGUUCUGUGCAAUCGCCCCGGUGGUUGCGAUGCUUACGCACUACGUCUAUCAGUCAAACAGGUACAUUCUGUAUGCUAUUGCUGGUUGCCUCAAUAACUAUGACCGGAGCUGGGUGACUCUCGUGCUCGCCUGGAUCUGGCCACUUAUCAUCUGCUUGAUUGCUGGUUACUAUUGCGUCAUCGUGCUACAUCGUCUGACCAAGUACCGAAACCAAUUUGGGGACAUCCUCCAGUCCGCCAAUAGUAACCUGACCAAGUCGCGGUUCAUGCGGCUGUUCCUGAUCGCCUUUAUUAUGUUGUGGGCUAUUAUCCCAGUUCAAACAUAUGUUGUCGCAUCGAAUAUUAUCGUCACUCAGCCAUGGCAUUCAUACUCGUGGAGUGUCGCUCACCCGCCUGACUGGAACGAGGUGAUCAAGGUUCCUGUGGAGGGCCAUGUCUUCUACGACCGUUGGAUCCCGGUGGCUUCGGGAUAUAUGUUCUUUAUCUUCUUCGGUAGUGGGAGGGAUGCAUUCGUGAUGUACCGUGCGAUCUUGGUUUUUCUAGGAUUUGGCAACUGCUUUACAUCUCUUCAGUCAUCCUCAGCAAACGGUUCCUCUGCGUCAGGAUCCCUGGGCAGCCGGGCAAAGCUUCUGUUCAAUAGAAGAUGGACAACCACUGCAAGGGCAUACUCUAACAAUUCUGCGGACGCAAGCCGAUCUCCUCAUGACUAUUAUGAUAUCGAAAAGGAUGCAGUGUCACCAGGCAAGCAAUCAAAAUGGAGGUCGCGAUACGGACUGCUUUGGUUUUUGCGAGGUCGGCCUUCCGCCUCCAGUCGGGAAACAGCGAUUCCUCUGCGCCAUAUGGCCGAGCAAACAACCACAAUUCGUACCAAUGCCUGGGCUGGAGUGAGUCAGAGUCGUGGAAGCAGUGAUCAUGGAGCCGCGCCACUUUCGGAGGAUCAAAUCCGGGUCAAGCAGGUAAUCAGACAGGAGAGCGAGCUGCAUUUGUAA